Prunus armeniaca (apricot) is the source of this 270-nucleotide messenger RNA. The record is from the annotation of a GenBank genome assembly. NCBI's taxonomy places the organism in Eukaryota, Viridiplantae, Streptophyta, Magnoliopsida, Rosales, Rosaceae.
AUGGCACAAGGGAUCUACAUAUAUGACACAAAGAACACAUUCACUGCUUGGCUUGGCUUCUCAUUUUCUCUGAACAGCACAGACUACCAAGGCAGCAUAAAUUUCAUUGGGGCCGAUCCCAUUUUGAUUAAAACUAGGGACAUAUCUGUGGUGGGUGGCAUCGGAGACUUUUUCAUGCACCGGGGAAUCGCAGCCAUCAACACCGAUGCAUAUGAAGGUGAAGAAUACUUCAUGCUCAAGGUGGAUAUCAAGUUUUAUGAGUGUUGGUAA